AUGUCUUCAAGUUCUUCUUCCACAACAACCGACGGCUCUUCAUCAAUUGUUGUUCCGACGAAUUUUUCUGGUCAUGUUGAAAAUUUGGAUGUUCGUUAUUCGAUGAUAAUGAAGGCUGUAGCUAAAAUUGCAAAAGAGUCAACCAAUCCAAACAUCAACCAAGAUCAAAACAUUGAAGAAUUGAAAAAGCAAUAUGAAUUGUUUGAAAAUGCCUGCGAUAAUAUGUAUUUGUUUUUAGCAAAUGCUAAACAAGAUGCUGUAGUUUUUACAUUGAAAAAACAACAACAACAGCAACAACAUCAUCAAUAA
This is a messenger RNA of Naegleria fowleri, 309 nucleotides long. RefSeq lists its product as uncharacterized. The transcript has a single exon. The record is from RefSeq and is a predicted model, not a curated record. The coding region runs from base 1 to 309 and encodes 102 amino acids. Lineage: Eukaryota; Heterolobosea; Eutetramitea; Acrasida; Naegleriidae.